Molecule: messenger RNA, 1722 nt
Organism: Lobosporangium transversale
Lineage: Eukaryota; Fungi; Mortierellomycota; Mortierellomycetes; Mortierellales; Mortierellaceae
Product: GDP-fucose protein O-fucosyltransferase-domain-containing protein
Exons: 2
Coding region: 25-1524 (499 amino acids)
Biological process (GO): protein O-linked glycosylation via fucose
Molecular function (GO): peptide-O-fucosyltransferase activity
Source: RefSeq, a predicted model, not a curated record
AAAAAAAAAAAAAAAAAAAAAACCAUGUCAGGAAUGCGAACACUGAGAAUAUUAAGCAUGGGGAUUGUCCUCUUCACAGGCUUAUCUCUAUAUCAUUUAUCGACUAAUCUUCAGAACAUGGAAGCCAAUAAUGUGUAUCAUAGUCAAUAUCCGACAACACAAAUAACUUCAAUAAAUAACAUUGCCAGCAACAGCACCAGAGCCGGCAACAUCCAUAUGAACAGCAAUAACAACAUUGGCAAUACUGGCGACACUAACGGCCAUUAUGCACCGCCAAUAUCACCGCCCGUAGUGGUGUCUGAUUCAGAGCUCGAUCAAAAACAGACUAAUGAUCAUAGCCCUCAAGGGUCUCUGCUUUUACCAAUAUCUAAAGAAACACCUCUACCUCCGGAUAUCCCCAAGGCAAAGACACUCCUUGAUCCUAAUGUUAAAUACCUCAGCUUCAUGACAUAUGCAGGGCUAACUAAUCAAUUCAUGGCCCUCGAGAAUGCAGCAUACGUUGCCCUUCGUAUUAACAGAACGCUCAUUAUCCCACCCAUCACGACCAAUUCACAUGACAAUCACAAUUCAAACCAACGCUGGUCUGACUUCUUCGACCUUUCGCAAUUCUCUACCUUGACAGGGCUCAAGGUUGUGGAAUGGAGUGAUAUCCGGCCUCUGAAUGCUGACCAAAUAGAGGUUGGUAAACGUCAAGUGCGUGCGGGAGGGAAGCAUUAUCCAAUAUGGGAAAAGUUAGCUGAUAACCUAACCUGUCAAGUAAUCUAUGGGUUUGGGGACUCGGAACGGUUACAUACAACCGAGCUGACUUUUGCACGCCAAUUCUUGUUCCGCCCUCAGUUUGUACGUCCACCUCCUCGGAAGAACAAGACUCAAGUUUUUGAUCGAGCCUAUAUCGGAUCCAAAGAUAACCUCAAUAUGGACGAUAUUGUGACAAUAGAUGACCUAGUGGAUCGAUAUGAAGACAAUUCCGAUCAACUCUUGUUCUUGAGCCAUUCAUUCAAACUAAAGGAUCCUUUAGGAAGGCGAUCAUGGUUCCUUGUCGGAAGACAUUUACAUUUCUUGCCAAAGGUCAAUGAUUAUGCAAAACAAUUGAUUCUACACCAUGCACCGGAGACGAAAGAGCAUGGAAAGUAUAUUGCGGUUCAUGUUCGUAGAGGGGAUAUCUGGCAGAAAUGUCGCGACAAAACAGAAGAGGAGAUGGUGACCUGUAUUGUGCCGUUAGGGCGCUAUGCAGAAGCUGUAGAAACAGCAUAUCGGAUUGCAGGGGAACGUUUGCCUGUGCUUGUUGCCACAGAUUCUCAAUCAGAAGAAGAUCAUGUUGCGAUGGCCAAGUUGGGUUGGCGACGGUUGAAUCAUAACCUCUACACAACUGAAAAAGAGCUAGGGAUCUUUGGACCUGCGUUGGUGGAUGCAGCGAUUCUGGUGAAUGCAGAGGUAAUGGUUGGAAGCUAUAGUAGCAGCAUGAGUCGUGUGGCCGCAAGGAGGCAAAGGGGUUGGCGUCAACGAGAGGCGCUCUACCCCUGAACAACUGCUUUGUGGAUGUUUAUUUCGCAAAAAAAUAUAUUUAUAUAGUUAAAGUGCAUACCCAGUAAUAGCUUACUUUCUUUUCUUUUGUCUUCUUUCACGUCUGUGAUGUUAUUGCCCUCUUUCCCCUUUUAUUUUCAAGAAUCUCUUUUGUACAGAAUAGUUAAUCAAUAAAUUUCUAUCGUUUGCUUGAAAGUC